AUGCUGGGUCAAUACCUUCUUCUGCCUCUUCUGGCAUCGUAUGGUGCAGCAGUCACCAUUUCAGUAGCGAAGUCUGGUGGCAAUGCUACAAGCGGCCUGCAAUAUGGUGCUAUGGAAGAGGAAAUUAAUCACUGUGGAGAAGGAGGGCUUUACGCCGAAUUAAUUCGCAACCGGGCUUUCCAAGGGAGUCACAAGUUUCCUUCUUCACUUGAUGCCUGGACUGCUGUUGGGGGCUCUUCGCUGUCUCUGAAGAACCUUACCGAUCCAUUGUCAACUGCCUUGCCAACUUCGGUCAAUGUCAAGGGCACUGGAACAGCUGGUUUGACCAACGCGGGCUUUUGGGGGAUUGACGUUCGCCCUCAGAAGUAUACCGGGUCAUUCUACGUGAAGGGCUCGUAUAAGGGCUCUUUCACUGCUGCCCUUCAAUCCGCCAGUGGCAAGGUUCUAGCGAGCACCAAGGUGACCUCGAAGAGUGUUGCAAACGAAUGGGUGCAGCAUUCCUUCACUCUGACUCCAUCGAAGAAGGCUUCAAGCUCAAACAACACUUUCUCGCUGACAUUUGAUGGUUCGAAAGCAUCAAGCGGCUCCCUUGAUUUCAAUCUGAUCAGUUUAUUCCCACCCACAUGGAACGACCGUCCCAAUGGCAUGCGGAAAGAGUUGAUGCAAGCCAUGGCUGAUCUAGGUCCCAAAUUCCUUCGUUUCCCGGGAGGUAACAACCUGGAGGGUGACACCAUCGAUGGCCGCUGGAAGUGGAAUGAGACUAUUGGACCCCUCAAGGACAGACCUGGCCGUGCAACCACCUGGCAGUACGGUGAAACCGGCGGAAUGGGCCUGGUUGAGUAUAUGGAAUGGUGUGAUGACCUUGGAAUGGAGCCCAUCCUUGCGGUUUGGGGUGGGCUUGCCCUGAACGGUGAUCUCGUCCCCGAGGCCGACCUCGAUUUCUACGUGCAAGAUGCACUUAACGAGAUCGAGUUCUUGACUGGCUCUGUGGAUACUAAGUACGGUGCUCUGCGCGCUAAGAUUGGACACCCUGAUCCUUGGACGAUCCGGUAUGUCGAGGUUGGUAACGAGGAUAACCUCAACAAUGGCUUGAGCUCGUACAAGUCAUACCGGUUCCCAGCAUUCUAUAAGGCUAUUACCGAGAAGUAUCCUGAGAUUCAGGUUCUUGCUUCCACUAUUGAUAUGACUAUUCCUGGAACUGCGGGUGGUGAUUACCACUUGUAUGAUAUCCCCGAUAACUUUAUUACCAAGUUCGAUAUGUUUGAUAGUCACAGUCCUGAGCAUCCUAUCCUUCUUGGUGAGAUUGCUGCCACCGAGCCUAACAACGGCGUCGGCAUCGACUGGGGUAACACCCACUUCUCUCUGUAUCCCUGGUGGAUUGGCACGGUUGCCGAAGCAGUCUUCCUCCUGGGCGCUGAGCGUAACGCAGACAAGGUCAUUGGAACUACAUACGCACCCUUCUUGAUGAACUUGGAUAGCUACCAGUGGUCCCCAACAAUCCUCUCGUUCAACUCCAACCCCGACGAGACAGCCCGUUCAACCAGUUUCCAUGUGUAUAGCCUAUUCAACCACAACACCAUGACAAACACCCUCCCAGCAACAUCUCCCGACGCCUUCGGUCCUCUAUACUAUGCAACCGGUCUUAAUAACAAGACAAACUCGCACAUCUUUAAGGCAGCCGUGUACAACAGCACCGCCAACGUUCCCGUAUCCCUGACUUUCGACGGUAUCGGCCGGGGUACUAACGCCGACCUGACCAUCUUGACUGCGCCCGACGCCUUUUCCAUGAACGAGGUUGGUGGCUCAAACAUUGUUAAGAGCAAGACUACUACCAUUAAGGCUGGCAAGAAGGGCGAGUUUAGUUUCAGCUUGCCUAAUUUGAGUGUUGCGGUUCUUAGCACUAAGUAG
Molecule: messenger RNA, 1908 nt
Organism: Penicillium canescens
Lineage: Eukaryota; Fungi; Ascomycota; Eurotiomycetes; Eurotiales; Aspergillaceae
Product: alpha-L-arabinofuranosidase A
Exons: 8
Coding region: 1-1908 (635 amino acids)
Biological process (GO): L-arabinose metabolic process
Molecular function (GO): alpha-L-arabinofuranosidase activity
Source: RefSeq, a predicted model, not a curated record